Molecule: messenger RNA, 4256 nt
Organism: Spea bombifrons (plains spadefoot toad)
Lineage: Eukaryota; Metazoa; Chordata; Amphibia; Anura; Pelobatidae
Product: pendrin-like
Exons: 21
Coding region: 78-2402 (774 amino acids)
Biological process (GO): transmembrane transport
Cellular component (GO): membrane
Molecular function (GO): bicarbonate transmembrane transporter activity; chloride transmembrane transporter activity; secondary active sulfate transmembrane transporter activity
Source: RefSeq, a predicted model, not a curated record
UCAUGCAUGGUGCUCUAAGCCUGCCAAGGUUGCUGGGGGCUUCAGCUUUCACAGUUUUCUAGGUGGCAUCAGGGAGGAUGGAUGUACCCAACAAUGGUUACCGCCAGUACCUGGUGUCUCGAUCGGUGUAUUCAGAACCAGCUUUCCAGGAAGAGAAUGAGAAGAAAGAAAUUAUUCAGAAAACGGUCCAGGAAAGGCUCCGGAAAAGCUGCAGCUGUACAUCUAGACAGGCUCUUCAGAGACUAAAGUCAUUAUUCCCAAUCCUUGACUGGUUGCCCAAGUAUCGAUGGAAAGAAUGGUUUGUACAUGACCUGAUCUCGGGAGUAAGCACAGGGCUUGUUGGCACUUUGCAAGGUCUGGCCUUUGCAUUGCUUGCCGCUGUCCCUGUUGGAUAUGGACUGUAUUCAUCUUUCUUUCCUAUCCUGACCUAUUUCUUCCUGGGAACAUCCCGGCACAUUUCUGUUGGACCAUUUCCAGUGGUUAGUUUAAUGGUGGGAACCGUUGUUCUGUCUAUGGCACCAGAUGAAAAGUUUAUGAUGUUAAGCAACUCCACUGGAUUGAAUAAAACUGUGAUAGACACAGUAGCCAGAGACGCAGCCAGAGUCCUUGUUUCCGGAACGCUCAGCUUCCUAAUCGGAAUUAUACAGCUUGCACUGGGUGUUCUUCAAAUUGGCUUCAUUGUCAGGUACCUAGCAGAUCCACUAGUCGGAGGAUUCACAACAGCCGCAGCUUUCCAAGUGUUUGUUUCACAAGUAAAACUGGUUCUCAAUGUCCCGACGAAAAAUUACAAUGGAGUGCUUUCUAUUAUAUAUACAAUUAUCGAUAUUUUUGCCAACAUUUGGAAAACCAAUAUUGCUGACCUCAUUGCUGGGCUCUUGACUUUCAUUGUGUGUGUGGUGGUCAAAGAAAUGAAUGACCGAUACAAACACAUCCUUCGAGUACCGAUUCCCAUAGAAGUCCUUGUGACAAUAGUAGCGACGGGGAUUUCCUAUGGAGUAAAUCUGGAAAAAAAAUACAAUGCGGGGAUUGUAAAAACUAUUCCCAGCGGGUUCAUUCCACCCAUGACACCAGAUGUCAGCAUGUUUGCUGAGAUGAUCGGUUCAGCCUUUUCUGUAGGAAUAGUGGCAUAUGCUGUAGCCGUGUCUGUUGGAAAAGUGUAUGCCACCAAACAUAACUAUUCAAUUGACGGAAAUCAGGAAUUCAUUGCAUUUGGGAUAAGUAACCUAUUCAGCGGCGCUUUCUCCUGCUUUUGUGCCACAACAGCUCUCUCCCGUACUGCUGUUCAGGAAAGUACUGGAGGAAAAACCCAGAUUGCAGGCCUGAUCUCGGCUUUUAUAGUGUUGAUUGCUAUAGUAGCACUCGGAAGACUCCUCGAACCCUUACAAAAGUCAGUGCUGGCAGCCAUUGUUAUUGCCAAUCUGAAGGGAAUGUUCUGGCAAGUAUUAGACGUUCCUCGCUUGUGGAGACAGAACAAGUGGGACUCAGUGAUCUGGGUGUUCACAUGUAUUGCAGCCAUUCUUCUGGGGCUGGAUUUAGGAUUGCUUGCUGGCCUUGUCUUUGGAUUACUGACUGUCGUUCUUCGUGUUCAGUUCCCCACGUGUGGUUCUCUUGGAAAUGUCCCCGGUACAGACAUUUACAAGGAUGUCAAGAAGUACAAAAAUCUUAUUGAGUCGGAUGGAGUUAAAAUUGUUCGAUUUACUAGUGGUAUCUUCUAUGGGAAUAUAGAUGGUCUUAAAAACGGCAUUAAAAAAAUUACUGGGUUUGACGCAGUCAGAGUUUUUAACAAGAGGACCAAAGCACUCAGGAAAAUAAAUAAACUUAUUAAGAAAGGACAACUAAGAGCAACAAAGAAUGGAAUUAUCAGUGAUGCGGGUACAGAUAAUGAAGCCUUUGAGCCAGAUGAUGAUCCAGAAGACCAAGAAGGACCAGAGAACUCAGAAGUGCAAAUCAAGGAAGUGGAAAUCCAAGUGGACUGGAAUUCAGAUUUGCCUGUUAAAGUAUCUGUCCCAAAAGUCUCUAUACACAGCAUUAUUUUUGAUUUUGGACAAAUAACGUUCCUUGAUGUGGUUGGAGUGAGAUCACUUAAAGUGAUAUUUAAAGAAUUCAAGAGGAUUGAUGUGGAUGUCUACAUAGCUGCAUGCGAGGAUCAAGUUUACAAAAAGCUGGAAGACUGUCUGUUUUUUGAUGACGCCAUCAAACCUGACAUAUGCUUCUUGACUGUUCAUGAUGCUGUGCUGUAUAUAGAGAACCAGAGGAAGUUCAGCGAUGGCAGUGAUCCUUUACUGGAGAAGAUUUCAUUGAUGCAAGAAUCUAAAGAACCUUUCGAAUACACAGAAGAAGUGGAACCCACAGAUCAGGAACUGGAUGCUCAGGAAGCGGCACUCCGAAGACUGGCAUCAUGAAGAACUGCAAUUUCAUCUUGUCAAUAUUUCCUUCAAUAACCAGACCCUUUUUUAGUUUCAUGCUAUUUUGUACACAUUUUCAAUAAAAACUGCUCACUCCCAGGAAGCUGGAUUUACAUGUGUGCUGGGAACACAGAAUAGAUAUGUGAGUGCCACUGCAUGUAGCUAGUUCACAGCAGUGAAAGACUGAGAAUACUGUGAAGUCCCAAAAUAUUAACACAUGAAAAGAGAACAAACUCUACAAUCUAGAAAAAAAAGGAUUUACCUGAAACUAUUUCCACAUCAAAGGAAGGUAGAACACUUUGCAUAUCAUAUACCUAACAUACUAUUGAACACUGCUUUUAUUCUACAGCUAUAAAUACCUCUUGAGCAUAUGUAAAAUUGAUCAAUGACAUUUACAUGGAACAAGUAGUUAGAACUGAUAUACUACUGAGAUUUACAGUAGUGUUAAAGAUCCCUAAUAUUGUAUUUUCUGCAUUACUAUACUACAUUCACACAGUUAAACAUCCGGGUUUAACUGCUGGUCUAUAACUCUGUGUACAAAGACACGUAUAAAAAAUCAUUUUCCUACCAAUACUAUCAACUAGUGGUUAAGUUGUGUUUUCCUAUAUAUUAAAUGAAAUGAUUAAAUCAAUACUUAAAGCUUUAAUGAUGAAUACACAUACAUACAAGAAUAUAUCCAAUUAAUGUAGUGGUGACUUGUAAAAUCAUUCUAAAUAGUACUAAGUAUCUAUAUUAAUUGUCUUCAAGUUGGCUUAGAACAGAGCAUUUUAUUCCUUUGGAAACCAAUUAUUUUGUCUGUAUUUACCAAACAAAGUUCAAAAGGACUCAACCCAUUAUCAUUGUACUGAGAGGAUGUAGCCAAGCGCUAAUCUGACAAUGCACUUUGUUAAAAUAAAGGAGAAGAAGCUAGGUCCAAAAGCUCUGCCGAUAAGUAUUUUUAAUAAAAAACUAAAAACACAUGGGAUAUACUAUGCCAAUUCAGUGCUUGAUGUUGGUUAUGAAAAAAAACAUCUGUGCCUAAACUUUAGUUAAAUAGCAGAACUUCGGGCUCAUUGUUUCCUUUCAUUGUUUAUAACAAAUGUCAUCUAAUAAUGUUGCACAUAUUUUGAAGGAUGUACAUUCUAAUGAGCAAAUAUUUCAUAUAUUUUUCUUUAUAUUCUGUGUCAAUAUACUGUAUAUUUACAUGUGUGACAUGUCCUGUUUUUGUUUUAUUUAUUAAGGAGAUAUAGUAAGGUAUGUCAAGAAUUUAGAAACAGUGCCUGAUUUCUCAUCUGUUACUGUAUGGUGUUACUGAUUGUAUGUAAGGGGAUGGUGUUACAGAGUGUGUGUGUGGCGUUAGCAUGAGGUGUUUUAAAUCCCAUGUGUGUUAGUGUCUACUGAUAGAGAGUGUAAGUGUUGGAUUAUGAUGUUAGAGAGCGUUUGUGUUAGCAUAUGGUGUUAGAGUGAGAAUGUGUGUUAGAAUGUGAUUGUGUACAAGUUAAAUAGGGGACAGGUCUGGUGGGGUCACCAAGGAAAUCCUGCACCCAGGAGCCACCAACUCUAGGCUCACCCUGCAAACACUGAUAUGUGGCUUUCAAUGCUCACUACAAGAUCACUAAUACAGACAUUCAAUAACAUUGGGUCUAUAAUUUUAAAAAACGUGAGGUACUCAAUUUACUAUUUUUGUCCAGUUGGAGAAUUUUCCAUUAACAAAAACUGUCUGAACUGUAUCUUUAAACCAGCUUUUAAUAGAGGUGCCAGCAAAAUUACCUAGGCCUAUCUCAUUUUAUCUGUACAGUAACCUUUUAUGUGGAAGUGUUUCAAAUGUUUUUUGCAAAAUCAAAAUAAAUCACACCGACUGAAAUAUGCUGA